CAUCGCGGGCAGUGAGGGAAGUUUCCGAUCUUGAAAUCUUUAGUUUUAAACAGGCUAAAUCUCCUUUGGUAUCAUUUGUUGGUGAGGAAUCAUGUCCCCGCUGCAGUUUAUCGGCAGGUCAACAUGCAGUGGAGAAGACACAUCACUGGCCUCGCUUUUAGUAUCGUUUUCGUUGUAUCAUAUUUCACGAAUAAGUUCGUCCUGUCAGUGUUAAAAUUCACAUAUCCAACCUUAUUUCAAGGAUGGCAAACAUUUAUCGGGGCUGUCCUGCUUUUACUCUCCGGCAAGUUUGGAUGGGUGGAAAUGAGCCGCAUCACCGGAUCAGCAGCUCUUUCCUGGCUUCCAGGCUCUCUCCUGUUUGUGGGAAACAUAUACGCUGGUUCCAGGGCCUUAUCACGCAUAGACAUUCCUUUUUUCUUCACUCUUCAGAACUCCUCCCAUGUAGUUACUUACAUAAUCUUGAAGGUUGUCCACAGAGAGAAGACACAAUGGCUGACAUUUAUCAGUGUUUGCUUCAUGCUGCUCUCAGCCAUCAACCUCCCCCUCUAUGAUCCUCAGUUUGACUUCAGUGGUUACCUUUGGGCUGUUGGUCAUCUGCUCUGUGUUGGUGCAUACAGAGUGUUUCAAGUUCACUACAAAUCCAGUAAUUUGAGUGACCUUGAACAACAGUGCAUUAACUACUUGUUCAGUGUUCUGCUGUUGGCCAUCGCCGCUCACCCAACAGGAGACCUCAUGGCUGCCAUGCAGUUCCCCUCCCUUCAGUCCCACACCUUUCACUGUGGCUGCUGUGCCAGUGCUCUGCUGGGUUUCUUGUUGCUGUUGGCCACAGUCAAACUAAAGAGCGGGUUGUCCCUCGAGCACUUUGAGGUCUGGAUCUUCUUGUCUAAGAUCACUGCCAUGUCCCUCUCCCCGUUUGUUUUCUACAUGGACAUUAAUGCUCCAUCUCUUAUUUGUGUGGUCGUCAGUCACGCUGGAGAAGCCCUGCUGGUGUAUUCUCAGAGAGACUCUCAGUUGUAGCUCAACUCUCCAGAUUAACCAACAAACUCUUUUCUAGAACAUGUAUACUAUUUUUGCACAUUAUUUUUGUAAUUUCUUAUCUAUGCGCUGACAAUCUGCAGACCAAAUAAAUGAUCUUUGAGUACAUA
This is a messenger RNA of Cottoperca gobio, 1145 nucleotides long. RefSeq names its product transmembrane protein 241 (gene slc35d4). Lineage: Eukaryota; Metazoa; Chordata; Actinopteri; Perciformes; Bovichtidae. The transcript is spliced from 15 exons. The record is from RefSeq and is a predicted model, not a curated record. Bases 124 to 1017 code for a protein of 297 amino acids.